This is a messenger RNA of Lactuca virosa, 550 nucleotides long. Lineage: Eukaryota; Viridiplantae; Streptophyta; Magnoliopsida; Asterales; Asteraceae. The record is from the annotation of a GenBank genome assembly.
GAUCAAUCGAACCUCAAAACGCCUCUCAUAAGAUCUGCACAUAAAAUCAGCCAUCAAUCAAUCAAGCAUAACAUAAUCAACCAUGGCAAUCAUAGAAAUGCGAGUACAUGUAGAUUGUCCAGGAUGUGAGGACAAGAUCCGAAAAGCUCUUCAAAGACUCAAAGGUGUUGAGAACGUAGAUAUAGACAUGGGGUUACAGAAGGUAACAGUGACUGGAUACGCUGAAGAGAAAAAGGUGUUGAAGAUCGUGAGAAAGACUGGUCGCAGAGCUGAGAUCUGGAACGUACCCUACAACCCUGAUCUCCGUAGCAGUAACUACAACGUUAAUCAAUAUGCGCAACAGCAACCACAAAACGGUGAUUCUGGCCCAGGUCCCUCAGCGACGUUCUACACCCGGCAGCCAUCAUCGGCGUCUUCAUACAACUACUACAAACACGGUUAUGAUAACCACCAGGGUUAUAACCCAGUCCAAUCCUCAGGUUUAAUUGGACACCAGACUGGUGCUGCUUUUAGUGAUGAAAAUACAAAUGCUGCCUGUAACAUCAUGUAA